Messenger RNA from Nilaparvata lugens (brown planthopper), 1326 nucleotides. Its product is annotated as protein bric-a-brac 1-like. Gene Ontology annotation, biological process: regulation of transcription by RNA polymerase II. The record is from RefSeq and is a predicted model, not a curated record. Lineage: Eukaryota; Metazoa; Arthropoda; Insecta; Hemiptera; Delphacidae. The transcript is spliced from 5 exons. Gene Ontology annotation, molecular function: DNA binding; protein binding. Gene Ontology annotation, cellular component: nucleus. Bases 232 to 1257 code for a protein of 341 amino acids.
ACGAAAUCGUGUUCAACUCUCGUCUGAGGCAGUUUCUCCGUUUUGCAGUCACAGUCAGUCCAGGGCCGAAGUCGAGCCAACUACGUAGUAGUAUUAACUAACAUUUUGCAUUCUCAACUCAACUCCAAGUAAUCUGAUUCACUUCGUUUCCAUUAUAAUACAACUUUGAUCGUCUUUUUUGCAAAAGGAUUGUCGCAGCCGAACCCGCUUGAAGUUUCAGGUGACGGCAAUAUGUCGGAGACUGAAGUGUGUCUCAAGUGGAAUACCUUCCAGGAAUGCAUACUAUCUAGCUUUGGGCUUCUAUGGCAGGAGGAUCAGCUGACCGAUGUGACAAUAACAGCUGGACAUGAUGCCUUCCAUGCUCACAAGGUCAUUCUGUCAGCUUGCAGCCCUUUCUUCAAGAAAAUAUUCCAGGAGACACGCUGCAAGCAUCCAACGAUCAUUCUACCAGGGGCGAACGAAAAUGAUUUGAAGAAGAUUCUGGCGUUUAUUUACAAAGGAGAAGUUUUCAUUGAACAGGAAAGGUUAUCACCUUUUCUACGGCUUGCUGAAGAACUGCAAAUAAGAGGCUUAUGGAAGCCAAAUGAAAUACAGGAGACCUCUGAGCCAGCAGUCUAUGAGAACAGAUUUGAUGAACCAAAUCGGAUUCGUAAACUAACAGGUGAACCACCCAGCAAGAAAGCGAAACGAAAAAGAGCUCCCGAUUCUGGCUGCAGCUCAUUUCAGCCCGAAACACCGACACCCAUUCGACUAGAAGAAAUAAAGCAGGAAGAUACCACUGAGAAUAACUUCAGAUCGCAAAUGGAUAACCCUUUCGAGAACUAUGGACUUAUAGCAUCGAAGUGGAUGAAAAAUGAAGAGCCCACAGAAGAGCAUCAUCUUCCAAUUACAAGUAGAGACAUGGAUCAAUACCCUUAUUUGCGAUUGCCAUAUGCAGAUCUCCUACCUUCCACAGAGCACUUACAAGUUUGGGCAAGAAACCGAAGUCUAGUCCAGUUCGCCUGUGAUCUCAUGAAAUUACUAUUUACUAAAGAUGAACGGAUAGUCUGCAAUGUUAACGGCAAAAUGGGAAAACUACAGUUCAACCCUCAUAAAAUUAAUCUCAUAAAAGAGGUUUUACAGUUUUAUGCUCGUAUACCAGAAAGUGCUUUCGAAGAACAGUGGAAGGUGUGCGUCACUAAAAUAGAUACAGCAAACAGAGGCUUAAAGCGACGAUACAAGUGUAAAGACAUCUUCAGUUACGAUAGUAGAUCAUAAUUUUCUUAUGUCGAAAGUUUGUGGAGUAGUUGUUCAUUAAAUUAUUAUUAUUUGAAUAAACCAUUUUUU